CUCGGAUAAUUGCAUGCUGUUGAUUAAGAUGGUAGAUAUUAUUGACUUGGUUUAGAUAACACUUCUUUGGGAAAGAUGUAUGAACCUAGAAUACAUAGUAUUACUGAAUUUUGCUGAAGCUGUUGUUAUGUGACAAUUGAUUGAAUUAACACAGAAGAUAUGAGAAUAAAUAGUGAUUGAUUCAUGGAUAUGCUUACUAGGCGUUUAGUACUUACCAAAAGGAUGAAACUUGAAAGAUACCUGUGUUAAACUUGCAUCUCGUGAUACGACAGUGUUAUGCUGCACAAGCUGAAUGCUAAACAAAAUCAGAAAAUCUUUCAUUCCUCUAUUCAGACAAUUAUUUCGAAGUAUACUUCAAAGAAAGUCACAUUGUAUAAGGAAAAUCUAUAAUAUUGCUUUUUUGAAAGUUGAUAUUGACUAUUUUAUUUGUUGCCUAACAGGAUGAGGAGAACGAUUUCAUAGUGGAAAUAUGAUAUCAUGACCAGUAUCUAAAUACUUUUCAUCAACCGUUACACCAGCUUUUUAAACUGACAGUAAAGGUUAUAUGGGCAAAUCUUCCAGUAAUUGUUUGGUGGUUAUGGAGCCACACUUGUUUAUUUCAUUUACAUCACAUGAUUCUAUGCAAUAUGUUAGUAGGACAAGUUUACAUUACUUGUUGAUUUCCGCUUAAUCUGCAAUAGGGUAAUUCUCAUAUCGAUAAAGUAAAAAUUACUCCGGAAUACAUCCUUGAUAAUUGGAUUUGAUUGUUUACUAUUGAAUGUUAUUUAGAUAUCGAAGUAAAUGAUAACAGACUUUUGAAAUGUGCGCUUAUUUUCAAUCAGUUUUCAUAAUGAAACUAUAGUCAACGUUUAGAAGUUAAUUAGUGGUUUAAAGUUGAAAUAUUGUAUAUCAUGAAUUACUGAAAGUGUAAACUUGGUAAAGGAGCUUUUAAUCCAAUGAAUCAAUAAUAAAUCAAUACAAAAGAACUUCCCUUUCUCUGAUGUUCCAAGAUCUCCAGUAAUCGAUAUCACUAUCCAUUGGUUAGCAAAAAUCAAUAGUUUAAUAUAUUUCUAAAUGUCAAUAUUGGUCUAUUUUCUUUUUUACAGAAUCUUUUUUGGGAAGAAACUUUCGAUAUUUUGAAUACAAAUUUAAUCUAGACUUACAAAAUGUCAGACGAUGAACAGAGUGAGGAUGGUAAAUCUGAAGCGAAAAUUCGUAUGGAAAUGGAAGCCAAGCGUAGAAAAGAGAGAGCUGAAGAGGAAUGGAGAGAAUAUGAAGAGUUUCGUAGAGGUGAACGCGAAAAAGAAGAAGAAGAGAUACGUCAAUUAAGAGAGCGUCGAGAACGACGUAAAAUGGAACGUGAAGAAGAAGAAAAACGAUUAGCUGAAUUACGUCAGAUAGAAGAUCAAAAAAGACGAGCAGAAGAAGAAGAAAGACAAAGAAAGAAACGUGAGGAAGAACAACGUAAACGUGAAGAACGUGAACGUAAAAAGAAAGAAUGGGAAGAGCGUAAAAAUGCUAAUCGACCUAAUUUCGUUAUUACAAAGAAGGAACAAGGUGCACAAGAAACGGAAGAAGAGAAAAAGGAAGAAGUUACAAAAUCAAAAGAGCAAUUGGAAGCUGAAAAACGUGCUAUUUUAGAACAACGUAUACAACCAUUGAAUAUUAGUGGUUUUAAUGCUGAUCAAUUAAAGAAUAAAGCUAAAGAAUUACACGAUCUUAUUUGUCGAUUAGAGGGUGAUAUUUAUGAUUUAUCACAACGUUUUACAAGACAAAGUUAUGAUAUGCAAGAACUGGCAGAACGUGCACGUCAAAUAAACAAAGGAGGUAAAGCAAAAGCUAUCACUAAUGCACCGGAUCCAUUAGCGGCUAAAUUCAGCGGUAUUCCUCCUAUGGUUGUCAUGUACAGUCAAUAUGAACGAGUGAAAGAUCCUAGAUCAUUCAAAGAUCGACGUACUGUCUUUACAGGUGCUAAUUAUGCAGAAGAAUAUCAACGUAUUGCACCUUCACACAUGUUGGUUAUGACAGAUGAAGGCUUCCAAAUAGCUGGAGCCGCUGAAGGUGGAGGACAUUCGGCUGCUUCUGCACCUGGAACUGAAGUUCCUGUUGAAUAAAUAAUUCUAUGAACAUUAAUUAUAGUAAUGCUGCUAUCAUUGUUAUUGUCACCAGGAUAUAUACCAUCAAUUAUUUCUGAUUCUUUUGCAUUUCUCUAUCUCGUUCUAUUUGUGUUUCUUCUUUUUGUUUGUUUCGAUAUCACCACAUUCAUUAAAAUGUUCUGAGUUUUUAUUUUUAUUAUGUUACUGAAAAAAGAAAUUCACUUAUUAUCCUCAAUGCUUUUAAACAAAACAAAUUACGCUACCGCUUUCCUGUCUUACUGAUAUCAUUGAUAGUAUGUUAUCAUUCACUCCCUCUUUCUAUGUUUCCUCUUCUUCUUCUUCUCCUUGUCUUCAUGGAUUCCGAAAAAUUGUCAUUAAUUAUUAAGUCACCUAAAUUACCACUGAUUCAUUAAAACACCAAAUAUCUAAAUAUCACAACAGAAACUAUAAAUAAAACUACCCUUAUCUUUAUUAGACUGUGUAGUUUCUUAUUGCUAUUAUUAUUAUUAUCAUUAUUACCAUUAUUAUGACUCCCUCUUUUAUGUUGAAUAAUUUACUUUAAGUAAUAAAUGGGAACAUUCUAUUCUACU
Schistosoma rodhaini is the source of this 2665-nucleotide messenger RNA. The record is from the annotation of a GenBank genome assembly. Lineage: Eukaryota; Metazoa; Platyhelminthes; Trematoda; Strigeidida; Schistosomatidae.